This is a messenger RNA of Cyprinus carpio (common carp), 2222 nucleotides long. RefSeq names its product serine/threonine-protein phosphatase PP1-gamma catalytic subunit B. Gene Ontology annotation, molecular function: protein serine/threonine phosphatase activity. The record is from RefSeq and is a predicted model, not a curated record. Gene Ontology annotation, cellular component: nucleus; cytoplasm. NCBI's taxonomy places the organism in Eukaryota, Metazoa, Chordata, Actinopteri, Cypriniformes, Cyprinidae.
GCGAUUUAGUGUCUACCCCGCCCCUUCAGCGUUUCCUACAACCGUCAGCGCGGUCGUGGUGCUAGUUUACCUCACGCAACGAGCUGUUGAAGGGACCAUUCACGGCAAUAAUAUCAUAAUAUGAACUCAGGAAUACUAUAAGUAGUGUGAUCUUCUUUUAUAGAGGUUUGUUUUUGAGUUAUUGUCGUGUAACUGUAUCGGGCGGUUUCCUGGGUCGUCUUGUUCCUGCCUCUUUUAGCCGGCUAAUCUCCAGCGAGCGACAAAAUGGCUGAUUCGGACAAGUUAAACAUCGAUUCGAUCAUCCAGCGCCUUUUGGAGGUGAAGGGCUCCAGACCUGGUAAAAAUGUUCAGUUAACUGAGCAAGAGAUUCGUGGAUUGUGUCUGAAAUCGCGGGAAAUCUUCCUUAGUCAGCCGAUACUGCUGGAACUGGAGGCCCCACUCAAAAUUUGUGGUGAUGUUCAUGGUCAGUACUAUGACCUGCUCAGGCUUUUUGAGUAUGGAGGAUAUCCUCCAGAGAGUAACUACCUGUUUCUGGGAGACUAUGUAGACCGAGGCAAGCAGUCACUGGAGACCAUCUGCCUGCUGCUUGCCUACAAGGUCAAAUAUCCAGAGAACUUCUUUCUUCUCAGAGGAAACCAUGAAUGUGCCUCCAUCAACAGGAUAUAUGGAUUUUAUGAUGAAUGUAAAAGGAGGUAUAACAUCAAGCUUUGGAAGACAUUCACGGACUGUUUCAAUUGCUUACCAGUAGCUGCUAUCGUGGAUGAAAAGAUUUUUUGUUGUCAUGGAGGUCUUUCUCCAGACCUGCAAUCUAUGGAGCAGAUCCGACGUGUGAUGAGGCCCACAGACGUCCCUGACCAGGGUUUGCUCUGUGAUCUGCUCUGGGCUGACCCAGAUAAAGAUGUCAUGGGCUGGGGAGAGAAUGACCGUGGUGUCUCUUUCACCUUUGGGUCUGAUAUUGUGGCCAAGUUCCUCCACAAACAUGACAUGGACCUCAUAUGUAGGGCCCACCAGGUGGUGGAGGAUGGCUAUGAGUUCUUCGCUAAGAGACAGUUAGUCACACUUUUCUCAGCUCCCAACUACUGCGGAGAGUUUGACAACGCAGGUGCUAUGAUGAGUGUUGAUGAGACCCUGAUGUGCUCAUUUCAGAUUCUGAAACCAGCGGAGAAGAAAAUGCUGUCGUAUGGAGGUGCAGGAGGAUUUGGAUCUGGUAGACCUGUAACUCCUCCACGAAACGCUGCCAAGGGUGGCAAAGUGAAGAAAUAACAUCAACUACUGCAAUGCGCCUAUACAUUCUGUUCAUCAUUCUACCUCUCCUUCUCCUUCUCCUCUUCAACUCCAAACACCAAAUCAGUGCAGGGCUUUUUUUAGCUGUCUCUGUCAAGACGAGACUCCUGGGAAUCUGAGCGGUCAUAUGUGUGUAUUUGAAUGAAAUGCCCCUGUGGAGUGUUGGUUUUGUAUGUUAAAAAAAAAAGUGUGUUUUUGUAGAAAAAGGUUUUGUAGCAUGAGUUUGUGUAUGAGAGUUUCUUUUUUCUCUUUCUCUGGUAAUUGCACACCUUCUACUGUGUUUUUAGCUGUUCUGGUCAAUUUCCUUGUAAUAUAUCUUCAUGUCUUCAGCCAUAACGUGAUAAUCCUUUUUAGGCCAUUUAUUGGACCUAUGUGACGCCCUUCUCUUUAGACCAAGCCUCAGGGUCCAGCUUUUCAUUCCCACUGUGGGGAUGGACUUUUCCAUUCCCCUUUAGCUCUAAAGCAAUCUGGAAGGAGGUGAUUGUGCUCUUGAACGUGCAAAUCACUGGCAGUCUUCUUAAUGUGAAACUUCGUCCAAGUGCUUGUCUGUUUACAGUAGUUAUUGACGGCAUCCUGCGGGUUUUGUCAUAUAGCUAUUUUGGCGCAACCUUUGCUUCAAACUGCACACUCAGGUAGUAUUUAGCCUGGCCUGUGGAAUUUUUUUUUUUUUUUUAAUAAAGAUUACAAUCAUGUACAGUGUGCAAAGAAUACCAAGUGUGAAUGUCUGCAAAGUGGGUGCCAUCGCUGUUUCAUUUUGCACAGAAAUGCACUGUUCCCGGGUUUUUUUUUUUUUUUUUUUUUUUUUUGUGAUUUGUGGCUGUGUGCCACUUCGUAAACUGCAAAGCUCACCUUUUCCUGUUAAAAGGACUUUUUUUUUCUCUCUCUUUUUUUUAAAAGUAGUCAUGAAUUUAGACAAUAAAGUGAGAAUCUGGUGCAAA